Molecule: messenger RNA, 2229 nt
Organism: Betta splendens (Siamese fighting fish)
Lineage: Eukaryota; Metazoa; Chordata; Actinopteri; Anabantiformes; Osphronemidae
Product: prostaglandin E2 receptor EP1 subtype-like
Exons: 3
Coding region: 486-1622 (378 amino acids)
Biological process (GO): adenylate cyclase-activating G protein-coupled receptor signaling pathway; inflammatory response; positive regulation of cytosolic calcium ion concentration
Cellular component (GO): plasma membrane
Molecular function (GO): thromboxane receptor activity; prostaglandin E receptor activity
Source: RefSeq, a predicted model, not a curated record
CAUGAACUCGCAGCCCUCAGCUUUAUCGCCUAACUGUUUUAUUAGCGGGGUUGUGACAAAACUGCAGAAACAUAAACGGGGACGGGGGAGAUUUUUACGGAAAUAGGUGACACACAUGAAGUGAGUCCAGGUGUAAACAAGAGAAGGGCCGAGACGGGAUCGCAGAGCAGAGACGCCCCCGACGCCGGAGGCAGAGACGCGCUAUAAAAAGGUGAGGCGGUAUUUUAGUGCGUGAGGAUCGUUUACCAGCGUCGAGCCGCGCCGUGACAUCCACACGGAUUCAGCCAUGGACCGUAUUUAUGGAGACGACAUGAUUCUGGUGUAAAGCAAAACGCAUUGUUUUACCUCCUGGACUUCUGGUUGUUGUUGCGGACGCGUGUUUGAGAAGAAACGCUUCUUUGCGAUGUUGAGACGGACCGAGAGGGGAAUCCGAGCAACGCAGAGCCUCCUUUCGGUAUGGACCGGCUAGCCUUCGCUGCUCAGUGAUGUUAGCUUUGAGCCACUACAACUCCACCGCCUCCCCUCUCCCCGGCUUCUUGAACGCCAGUAGAGGGAAGUUGGAGGCCCGGGUGGCUGUUGAAGGGCUGUCCCAGCAGGGGAACUUCACCUUGGUGCAACCCACCACCGCCGGCGCUAUUGUCGUGAUAUUGUCUAUGACCCUGGGCAUCAUCUCCAACAUCGUGGCGCUCUUCAUCCUGGUUAAUGCCUACUCCCUCCAGCGCCGGCGCUCCAAAGCCACGUUCCUUCUUUUUGCCGCCUCACUGGUGGUGACAGAUUUCGUAGGCCAUGUGAUCCCCGGCGCCCUGGUUCUCAGACUCUACCUGCACGGAGGCGUGCGCCCCGAGGCCUUGAACUCAUCCGACGGCCUGUGCCAGUUCCUGGGUGGGAGUAUGGUGUUCUUCGGACUGUGCCCGCUCUUCAUGGGCUGUGCCAUGGCGGCGGAGCGCUGCCUGGGCGUCACCAAGCCCCUGCUGCACUCGUCUCUGGUCACCAAAACCCGCACAAAGAUCUGCCUGUGUGUCAUCUGGCUGGCGGCGCUGUGCGUGGCCAUGCUGCCCUGCGUUCAGCUGGGCUCCUACACUUACCAGGACCCGGGAACCUGGUGUUUCAUCAAAGUCCUCCGUGACACUGAGGAGGUGGACGUGGCUUUCGUGGCACUGUUCUCUGGACUUGGAAUGACCUGUCUCGCCGUGGCUCUGGUGUGUAACACCAUCAGCGGGCUGACGCUGGUGCUGGCUCGGCUCAGGAGGCAGCCCGGCUCCCAUCACCCGGCCAAGUCCCACGACAUAGAGAUGGUGGUCCAGCUGGUCGGCAUCAUGAUCACCUCCUGCAUCUGCUGGAGCCCUCUGCUGAUCUUUGGCUUGAUGACAGCAAUCCGUUCCUACGCAGGUUCCAUCGGUGACGACCUGUCCAGCUAUAAAACUCUCAUGGUGAUGGGUGUGAGGCUGGCCACGUGGAACCAGAUUCUUGACCCCUGGGUCUACAUCCUAUUGCGCCGUACAGUUCUCCGCAAAAUCUACCUCAUCGCAAAGUGUCAGGCAGGACUGAGGGGAAAUAAACUAGGCCGCUGGGAGCCCACCUCAUUUCACAGUACAGAGAAGAAGGAAGUCCAUCAGGUGUGAGCGGAGGGAAAGAUUGAUGUAGUGAUUAGUGAACUUUAUGACCAGGCCAAGUCAGUUUAUUGGUGGGUUCACUGUUUGCUCUAAAAAUGGAAGCUAGCUAAUGAUGUGAUUUUGCACAAGAUAUACUAAACCAAGCUGCAGUUUACUUUGAAUAAGUGAACAUUCCUUAUUGCCUGAUUCAUGCUCAAAGCAAACUUUGUAGGAAAACCAUUUGUGGGGAACUGAAGCUUGUUAAAUGUUAUCCACCAACCUGAUUUUCAUCAGCUUUAAAAAAAAUAAAAUAAAUACAAUUUUAUACAUUUGUUUGCCAGUGAGAUACGAGUGAAAGAAACAUGAUGGACCUGAAUUAACACAACCAUCAGAGGACACUCCAGCCUAUAAAGUAUUUAGAGUCUAAUUGUGAUCUUAUUCUGCUGAACGUAUUUUAGGUGAUGUUGAUAUUUAAAGAAACUGUGGAGUUUACAUGUGUUAAACCAAAGUCAGCUUUCUAUGUGUUUAUACAGUGCCUUUGUGAAAUAACAUAAGAUUGUUAAUACUUGAAUUGAAUUUUACCCUCGAUUUUCUGAGGAAAUGUGAAGAAUGAAUGUAAAUAAAACCUUUAUUCUGA